This is a messenger RNA of Myxocyprinus asiaticus (Chinese sucker), 3256 nucleotides long. RefSeq names its product zinc transporter ZIP4-like. The record is from RefSeq and is a predicted model, not a curated record. Gene Ontology annotation, biological process: intracellular zinc ion homeostasis; zinc ion import across plasma membrane. Gene Ontology annotation, cellular component: membrane. The coding region runs from base 77 to 2056 and encodes 659 amino acids. The transcript has 12 exons. Lineage: Eukaryota; Metazoa; Chordata; Actinopteri; Cypriniformes; Catostomidae. Gene Ontology annotation, molecular function: zinc ion transmembrane transporter activity.
CUGUGUGUCUGUGCAGUCAUUCAGACUCACCUCAAACAGUUUCUCUGUACAGAAGAACGGACAAAGCUCACCGAUUAUGGAGACAAGAGGUGUUUUAGCACUCUGUUUCACCUGUUUCAGUCUGUUCAGCGGGGGGCAUGGCGAUAAACAGGACAUUUAUGCGAAAGUUGUGGAUUUAAUGUCGCCAGGACAGGAGUUCCUCACAGAUGAUGCGGUUCGCCUGGUUUUUGAACGGCUGGAGAAGCGCGUGCUGUGCUCAGGUGUGUCGUGUGGAAAGUGCCUUUCUGUGGAAAUUCUGCCCCAGCUGUUGAGCAGCUACAACACCUCACAGGGGCUACAGAUGGAGGACUUCUUCACAGUGGCCCCUGGGUUCUGUCUGUUCCUGAGCGGGCCCCCAGACACCUGCAGGGGCAUACACGAGGGCCGCUGGAGCGUACAGACCCAACACUUCAUUGAAACAAUGUUAAGCCACGACAACAACACCACCACCAGUAAUCCUCCCCAUGGUGAUAUCGGUGCCACGGAACAUGAGAGUUUGGAGAGACUGUUUCACAAUAUGGAAAAAUACAAUCAGCCUGACGUACAUGAGACCUGUCUCUCUCUGAACAACAUCCUGAAAGAGAGCAGCGACCAUGACGGAGACCACAUACACACAGAGCUGGACGCUGUGUUCGGAAACAUUGUUUAUCAUGCCCUGCGUGGAGAUUGCAUGAAGGCGCAUGUACUUCCUGAGCAAGAGUAUUUCCUGAAUUACAUCUUUAACCUUUUUGGCUCUGAAAAUCUCACCCUGCAUGAGCUUCUCAAGACCCUAAACCUUGGUGGAGAGGAACACAACCACGACCAUGCCCACCUUGAUGAUGAGCCCCACCACAGCGGAAAGACCCGUCGGCAAAGUCAUCCAGACAACAGCAGCUGGGACUCGACUUGUUUCAGUGCUGAAGACCUGCUGAGGAUCUUCCACAUGAACUCUUCCACAACACUGACCAGAGAUCAGUUUACUCAGCUCAGUCCUGCCCUGAUUCAACAGAUUCUCAGUGGAGGCUGUUCUCAGAUCAGUACCACCCCUGUGACCAAUGAUUCCCUGAGCACCUUCGAGAGAUAUGGAUAUGCCACCCUUGCCAACAUCAUCAUCUGUCUGAUGGCCAUGUUUGGGAUCGUGGUGCUGUUGUUCUCCACCUGUACUCAAGUGUUUGAGCUCUGUAUUCAGUUCUGCAUCAGUCUCGCUGUGGGAUCUCUCACAGGUGACGCUCUGUUGCAUCUGCUUCCUACGAUAUUGAGCCUUCAUAAACAUGAUGAUGGACACAGUCACGACCAUUCGAAGCAGAACUUUGACUAUGUUUACAAGCUCAUGGUGGUCAUUGGGGGUAUCUACAUCUUCUACCUGCUAGAAACCAUCUUCUCCAUCAUUACUCGUCAAGAUCACCAUCAUCAUACUGGAGAGUCUGUCCCUUAUCACUGUGACCACAGCAAAGUUGUGCAGUUGUUCCAGAGACGAAGACAGAACAAUCACUCCACCUCACAGGCUGAGCUGGUGGACAAGGAAAAUAAUGAGAAGUUUGUCCCGGAACCAACUGGCCCCAAAAGAGAGCAGCAUUUGCUCCCCUAUAUGAUCACCAUUGGAGAUGCCAUCCAUAACUUUGCAGACGGUUUGGCAAUGGGUGCUGCAUUCUCUGUGUCGUGGCGUUCAGGGCUGGCAACAUCGCUCGCUGUGCUCUGUCACGAACUGCCACAUGAGUUAGGUGAUUUUGCGAUCCUGUUGCACUGCGGUCUGUCUGUGAAAAACGCUCUGCUGUUGAACGUGGCCAGCGCUCUCACCUCAUUCUUUGGCCUGUACAUUGCACUGUCCGUCUCAACUGAAACUGUUGCCACAGAGUGGAUUUCCGCUGUCACUACCGGCCUCUUUCUGUAUGUUGGUCUUGCGGACAUGCUUCCCACCAUGAUUCAUGUGGACAGUAAAAGACCUUGGCUGGUGUUUCUGCUGCAGAAUCUGGGGCUGUUGUGUGGCUGGGGAAUUUUGUUGCUUCUGUCUGUAUAUGAAGACCAAAUAGGUGUCUAAACAUGGCACUUGAUGUUUGAGUGGUACAGUAGUUGUUGAAACAGAUGUAAUAUAUGCAUGCAAUUUAGUGCUUCAAUUUAGUUUUCAUAUGGAAUGUUAAUUUGUUUUGACUAAGCAAUAAACUGUAAUAAUGUUUUCAUCAUUAUGUUAUAAUAUCUUUGUUUCCAUCCAUUUAACUUGUCGCAGUAAGUCUAUUUCUUUUACUUAAAAUUUUAAGGACGCAAUUACACUAUUUUAAUGGAUUUGUAUUUUUACAGUGUAAGUAAUGAGAAGCCAUGUGAUGCAUGUUCAAGAUUCGGUUUCUGUUAUUUUUAUUUUAGAGAUAUAAUUGUAUUUAACUUUGAUAUCAGUGCAGGACAGAGUAUUGACAACAUACUACUAUGUGGAAAUGAUUGUACUUGAUGGAAUUCUGCUAGUGUGAAAUUUGAUUGCUUUUUUUAUCAUGCUAUAUAAAAACCUGUACAUAAACACUUAAGAAAACAGACUAAUGCUGACUUUUGUCAAAGCUAUUUCUGUGAGAAUAUUCCUAUACAUAAUUAACUCAUUGAUAUUACACUUUUAAUAAUUAACUCAUUGAUGUUGGCACUCUGUGUUCACAAUACGUCACAAUGCUCAGUAUCAUUAAGGUCUUAUGUAUGCAUAUAAAUGUGUUGUUAGUGCCAUAACAAGUUGAAGGUGUGAAUCCAGUCAUUUUGUCCUUGGGUCAAUCCUCAGAAGUGCCCAUUAGUCAACAAUAGCCACAGAAAUGUAAGCGCAGCGUAGUUCUAGCGGGAAGACUAGCAGCUGUACAUCAUCACACCAUUAGCUAGGUUAUUCCUAGCCAAUCACAUGUAGGCCAUUGCUUUAUAAGUCUGCUCACAAUCUAUCACAUUGCUGAUUCAGUGUGCUAACACGGCAACCUCCACCACCCCACCACCACCAGUUGAGUCCCGUCUUGCACGGGGGUAGGCUCCUCGCCCCUGCCUCUAUCUCCGGCAGGAUAUGACGGUUCCGAGUACAACUUCUUCGGACCACCAGACGAGGCUUACGCCAAAGAGAGACAUUACAUUUCUGUUUUAUAUUCAUCAAAUAAAUGUCAUCUUAAAUUUCACUCAAGUCUGCAAGCCUUCCUGAUAGAACUGCAGGGAAAUUACAAGUUGCUUUGAAAAAUAACCUGUACAGUCUCAAUUUUAAUACAGCGUAAUGGCUACAAUAAAAGUG